Spinacia oleracea (spinach) is the source of this 2105-nucleotide messenger RNA. RefSeq names its product LEAF RUST 10 DISEASE-RESISTANCE proteinUS RECEPTOR-LIKE PROTEIN KINASE-like 2.5. Gene Ontology annotation, molecular function: polysaccharide binding; ATP binding; protein kinase activity. Bases 53 to 1912 code for a protein of 619 amino acids. The record is from RefSeq and is a predicted model, not a curated record. Gene Ontology annotation, biological process: protein phosphorylation. The transcript has 3 exons. NCBI's taxonomy places the organism in Eukaryota, Viridiplantae, Streptophyta, Magnoliopsida, Caryophyllales, Amaranthaceae.
AGUUAUCAAAUAAACAAGGCAAGCAAAACCAAACUCUUCCCCUCUCUGAAAGAUGAUGUUCUCUGCUGAAUCGUCUUUCUUUCUCUUCAUCAUCAUCUUGCUCUUGAUCCAACUCUGUAAAUCUGUUGAGGCUAAUGAAUAUGAAGAUUGCAGAGGAACUUUUGUUUGUAGAAAUGUCAGUUUAAGUUAUCCUUUCUACGAUGGACUAAUCCGUCCUGCAUAUUGUGGUUAUCCUGGCUUCCAGCUCGAUUGCAGUGAAGAAUAUGAUACUCCCGAGAUUUUGGUGACAGCAACAGCGGAGAUAUACCGUGUUCUACAGAUGGAUUCACGUUCACAAACGGUCUCUGUCGCUCGUAAUGACUUCUGGACUAACUACUGCCCAGAGAGGUUGUUCAAUACCACCUUAAACUACACCCAUUACCGGUACCCCGAUGUAGUUGACAAUUUUACCCUCUACUAUGAGUGUACGCGUCCUGAUAUACCGGCAACACCCACAAGUUCAGAUAUUCCGUUUUAUUGUUCAAACAUAAACCCUACUCUUUCGUUAGGUUACUUUAUGAUUGAUGAUAAUGAUGCACCACCAACACCAUGCCAUAGCAAUAUCAUCGUGCCAUUAAAUCGAUCUGUUGAAGAAAUAACAGAUUAUACCAGUUUACAGAGGGCCUUUCGCACUGGCUAUGAAUUAGAGUAUAUUGCAGAAAACGAGUUAUGUGAUAAUUGUCGGGCAUCAAGUGGGGAGUGUGGGUAUGAUAUUAACCGGAGAAGAUUUGCUUGUUAUAACAAUGGAUCCGCUCUUUCUAAGAAGAAGUUGAAGACUAUACUGAUAGUAGCAGCUUCUUCAGUAGUAGGAUCUGCGAUGAUUGUAGUUGCUCUAGUUUAUUUCACAAGAAGAAAGGUAUCACAAAAACUUAACAUCUUAACAAAGGAAGAAAGAAGAGACUGCCAAGAUGUGGAAGCUAUGCUUAGAUGCUAUGGAGAACGUGCUCCGAAAAGAUACACCUACAGAGAAAUAAAGAAAAUGACCAGUCGCUUUAAGGAAAAACUCGGUGAAGGCGGGUAUGGUGGUGUUUACAAAGGCAAACUACAAAAUGGUUCUGUUGUUGCAGUAAAAUUACUGAAAAAUGUCAACUGCAAGGGAGCAGAUUUCAUUAAUGAAGUUUCCGGCAUUAGCGGGACUAAUCAUGUAAACAUUGUCACUCUUUUAGGUUACUGCUUCCAAGGACGAAAAAGAGCUCUGGUUUAUGACUUUUUACCCAAUGGAUCACUUGACAAGUACAUAUAUUGUGAUCAAAAUCAAACUUCAGUACUAGAAUGGGAAACGUUACUCCAGAUUGCAAUUGGAAUUGGACGAGGCUUAGAGUACCUGCAUCAAGGUUGUAGGACACGUAUACUGCAUUUCGACAUUAAGCCUCAUAACAUACUUCUUGAUGCAAAAUUCUGUCCGAAAAUAUCAGAUUUUGGGUUAGCAAAGCCAUGUCUACAAACAGAGAGUUUGAUGACAAUGUCAGGCACCAGAGGCACUCCAGGAUACAUAGCUCCUGAAGUGUUUUGCAGAGGCUUUGGCGGUGCUUCCCACAAAUCAGACGCCUACAGCUUUGGGAUGCUUGUUCUAGAUUUGGUUGGUUGUAGAAAAAACAAUGUUGCUGGAAGUGACAAGACAAGCAGUGAGCUGUAUUUUCCUCACUAUAUAUACAAGCAGUUUCAACUUAAUCAAGACCAAGAUGAGCUUCUGGGAAUCUCAAAUGAUGGAGAAAAGGCUCUGCAAAGAAAAAUGGUUAUAGUUAGCUUGUGGUGCAUCCAAACGAAUCCCUCAAGCCGGCCUUCAAUCAGCAAGGCGGUGGAAAUGCUCCAAGGAGACCUCGAGUUACUGCAGAUUCCUCCCGUGCCAUGUCUGUCUUCUCCUCCUAGCUAGGUCAUCAUAUCAACAUAAUUCAUCUACAUUCUCCAUGACAUUCUAACAAUCAUUUCAUUUCAAUGGCCAAGCAAUACCAAUGGUUUUUUAAUUGUACACUAAUGCAGAUGCACAAAGCUCAAUUACUGCAUUACAGUAGGAUUAGAACAAUGUUUUGCUUAGAACAAUUACUGAUGGAAAUAAUUGAGACAUA